AUGGUCCGGACGAAGAAGCUCCUUUCGCAGGGGACACCCUCCAUUGGUUCGCCCCGUAAAUAUAGUGGCACGAUGGAUGACUAUGUAUCCACGCCGGCAGAUCUGCGGGGAACCGGGCCUGCUGCCAAUAUGGCGCCAACCUCCCCUGGCGCUGAAAGCGCAGGAAUCUCGUCGGAGGAUGGAGACCAGGGCGGCGCGCUGCAUCUGAUCCGGCAGGAACUUACCCGGAUUGCGGCAACUAUUCUCACGAAGGCGGACUCCAGUGGCAUGCUCCAAGAAUUCCGGGCGGCGGUACGAGAGGAGAUUACCACACUGCACACGGACCUGUCUGCUGUGGAGGUGAGAGUGGACGCCUUAGAGACGGAGGCGCAGGCGAGCCGUUCCCAGCAUAGGGCAGCCGAGAUAGCAGCCACCAGGCAAGGGAAACUCCUCCUCACACUGCGGCGACAGGUUGAGGACUUGGAGAACCGCAGCCGCCGCCAGAAUAUUAGGAUCCGCGGCUUACCGGAGCCGGAUACUUCACCCCUACCGGACACGGCCCGGGCUCUAUUUAAGCACAUCCUGGGGCGUAACUGCCCUGAAGAGAUCCAGUUUGAUCGUAUUCACAGGGCUCUGGGUCCCCCAAGACAAGACGGGAAGCCCAGGGAUGUUCUCUGCUGCCUGCACGCAUAUAGCCUCAAGGAGGCACUGAUGUCCGCCGCCCACAUAUGCAUCCGCAACUGGCUGCUGGAAACCCCGUUGGCGCCCAGCGGGAGACAGGGGCCCCGGAGCCCACAGCCGGAUCCACAGCAGGAGAGGGAGCAUCCCGCAAGGAUGAUGAGGAGUGAGGAAGCGACUGGACUCUACGGAGGUACUGGGGAUGGGCAUCGUGGUUGGCCAUACUGGGCAUUAGCAUCUAGGUUGGGUGGUGGUUGGGGACCUCCGCGGUGGGCCUCCCUCGUUCCCCCCCUCCUCCUCCCCCCCACUGCAGGAAGGACUUGGGACACUAUGCCGAAGAGAGAUGUGCCCC
Messenger RNA from Pelobates cultripes (western spadefoot toad), 1009 nucleotides. NCBI's taxonomy places the organism in Eukaryota, Metazoa, Chordata, Amphibia, Anura, Pelobatidae. The record is from the annotation of a GenBank genome assembly.